Molecule: messenger RNA, 4844 nt
Organism: Salpingoeca rosetta
Lineage: Eukaryota; Choanoflagellata; Craspedida; Salpingoecidae
Exons: 8
Coding region: 63-4844 (1593 amino acids)
Biological process (GO): nucleoside metabolic process
Molecular function (GO): catalytic activity
Source: RefSeq, a predicted model, not a curated record
CAACAACAACGCGUGAGCUGGUCGAGCUUCGCCAACCCCUACAGGCUGCGCGCACAGGCUUCAUGCUUGUGGGUGGGGGACAUUCCGGCAAGACGACCACUCUCCACUCCCUAAUGGGUGACGACUUCAGGGAGGACAAAGCUCGCGUCAUUGGCACCGACAAGCUGGAUCGUUCUGUCGUCGUGACAUCCAUGGACAUCUGCAACUGGCAGCCCCUGACGCACGACAUCAGUGAAUUCGUGCGCACGCUGUCGUACACGGCCCUGCAGAGGACGAUUGACCAGCAGCAACAGCUCAAGGAACAGGUGCAACCUGCAGAAGGCCAUGGCAUGCAAGACGACAAGCCCCGCCCCUCCUUCUCCUUGUCGCUCAAGCAUGAGCGGUCUCAUCACACAUCUACGACACAAGCCAGCAGGUGUUGCCCCACUGCCUCCACCGAGGAGAUUGAGAAGGCAAUCAAGGGCAUGAACAUUUAUCUGCCCAUCGAGGCAAGCAAGCCUGGGGUCACCUUCAAAGUGUUUGACCUGGGAGGCCAGUCCACCUUCCACAUCUUCUACCCGUUCUUCUUCACCAAGUACGCGGUGUACCUGCUGGUGUUUUCCAUGGAGGACCUGCUGCACCAAGACGAGAGCAAGCGAGCAGAGGCGUGGGAGUUUAUGGAGCACUGGUUGUCUUCCCUCCACCUUCACGCGAAGGGCGCACCCAUCCUCAUCGUCGGCACCUUCGCUGACAAGAUCAACGAGCGGAAGCAGCACGAGGGCAUCUCACGUGACAUUUACAGUCGCCUGCGCCACAAUCCCGCUUUCCCUGGCGUCAUCCACAAUGACAAGCACGGGCUGUGGUUCUGGCCCGUUGACAACACCAAGUCCAUCCGUGACCCCAUGAUCCAGGACCUGCGCCAGACCAUCUCCUCCACAGCACUGGCGCAGGAGUACGUGAGCCAGGAGGUGGCUGUGCCGUACCUCCACCUCUACGACAAGCUCAACGCCAUUGCCCGCGACGAGAAGCGGCCGCUGCUCACGUUUGAUGAGGUGGUGCAGAUUGCACGCACAUGUGGGCUGCCCACAUGCGAGGAGACGAGAGCCUGCCUCCAGUUCCUGCACCUGUACUCCAUGGUGCUGUACUACGACCACGUGCCAGGCAUGGAAGACUAUGUGAUCCUGAGUCCACAGUGGGCGGUGGACACAAUGACGCGCGUCAUCCGCAACUUCGACCUGCACCGCGAUGUGCGGGAUGGCGAGGCGAGGGCCGUUGGCGCGCAGGUGUGGGACGACCUCGUUGACCGCGGCAUCCUGCACCGUCGCCUGCUUGAUGUUCUAUGGAAGGAGUUGGGAGGUGACAUGAUUGAGCCUUUCAUUUGCCUCAUGAAACAUUACGGCCUGUGCAUGGAGUACACAACACCAACGGUGCAACUACCCAGUCAUCAACAGCAACAUCAACACCACCAACAGUACCUGGUUCCUGCCGUUCUGCCAAUGACGAUUCGCCACAACACCAGCACGGUGGCGUCCGUGUCACUGAGCACGACGGCAGCACAGCAGGUCAACCCAUAUGUUGGUUAUGAGGAGAAGACGGCGUUUAUCGCCUUCAGCCUGAAACCAUUCAAGCGAAGUGCGAGCGUGCGAGUUGAAGAUGCGCAGCAAGCGUCAUUCCUGCCAGAGGCUUUGUUCACCGUUGUACUGGCCCAUGUGAUGGCGCAUGCACAGCACGGUGCAUCGCAGGCGCCCAAGCUGAGUCGCACCCAUGCCAUCUGCUUCAUGGAGUCGACCAAGCUGGAGCUGCAGCUAGUGCCGGCUGUUGGCGGCAUCAAGAUGAAGAUCACGAGUGCACAGCCGCGCGCCAUGCUGCACAUGCUGCACACCAUGAUCAGCGAGGCCGCCAGAGAGCGCUACCCGGAGCUAAAGAGCAGCCUGUUGGUGCCAUUCGACGCCAAGACGCUGCUGUUCUUCGAGGAUGUGCUGCACCACCACAAGAGCAAGCAGGACAUGUGGGUGCACGAACAGCUCCUGUCACCCGAUGACCUGAUCACCAAGUAUGACCCUCUCCUGCCCGUUCUCGGCCUGCAGGACAAGUACGACGUCUUCAUCAGCUACAGGCUCGAAGAGGUCUUCGCUCUCUUGUCAGCAAUCGCCAACUUGCAAGGCGCACAGAAUCGGCUCAAAGUGCGCGCAGAUGCGUGCGACAUACUUCCGACGCCAUUGCUGCGACGCACGACCCUGAACGCGUUGGCCCAAAGCACCGUCGUUUGUCCCGUCAUAUCUGUCUCAUCGAUCGAACAGAUUGUGAAGGACUGUCAUGACGGCAAACCGAGUGAGCUCCUGCUCGAGUGGACAGCUAUUCUUAGUAUGAAGGAUCUCGUCCGCGGCGACGACAGCGCAGCUGCGCAGAAGCUACGCCUGCGAACCGUCAUUCCAAUUAUCGUGGCAGCCCCAUCUCACCGGAGCGAUGAUGCCGCCGUGCCAGCCUCACAUGAAAUCGUGGUUGUGAUGCAGCGGGCCGCAGCGCAGUUGCCGGACACUUCUCAUGACCCAACAAUGACCACGCUUACUUCGGAAUGGAAUGUGGGCGUUCAGCUGCCAUCGAACCUGCCGACACCGCACGUGGUCGUUACAGAGUUGAUGGGGAGGGCCGAGGCUGCCGCUGUACCGGUGCUUCAGUCACAACAUGACGACUUCGCCACCAACAUCGAACGAUACCUUCUCAUUAUCAUGGACUCUGUACAGGAGCACGGACAAUCUGAGUGCGACAUUGAUGCACCCGUGGACAUGACGAUUCAGGACCUCAUUCGUGGCCUCACAGACACAGUACCUGAAGAUGACCCGCUUGGCCUGCCUUUCUUCCAUGCGGACAGCCGCCUUAAAUGUUUGCUGGAGUGCGCUGAACGUAGCCUGGGUCCAGACAAGGAAGUGUGCACACGGAUUCGUCAACGGCAACAGAUCCUGGCACAACUGGAUGGACAAGCAGGCUCAUCUUCGGCCGAGGACCAGUCUGCUCAUGGCUUGCCUGGUUUUGUUCCGAGAGUUCCAUUGCUGUCCUGCUUCCUGCUUCUUGCGCUGUUCUUUGUCUUUGGUUACGGCGAACUGUGGGACCUAUCACCUGGUGACAUUGUCAAGCUGGCAUCGGCUUGUGGUUUCAGGGGCAGAAAUCUUUCUGGACCAGAUCUUAUCUACAAGCUUGAGUCCCAUGUGCCCGAGAAUGAGUCAUAUCCGUACCUCAGUCCCAAAAGCACCAUGCAAACUCUUCUGGAGAUUGCUCAGGAUUCGUUGGGUGUGGAAGGCGCUGAGCCCCGGCUUUGUCUUCUUUUGAUUCGGUGGCAGGAGGUGUCUGGCCUUCGACCACAACCCCGUGCUGAACCUGAAGUCGUUGUCAAUCCCCCACGCCUUGAGCCACGGCAACCCGCAGCACACCAACCUCCUCAGGCAGCAUCGGCGGAGGUUCCACCACAGCCCCAAAGACAAGUUGUGGAACAAGCCGAGGAAGACACCAGCCAGACCAGUCCUCUGCACACCGCUCCACCACAGCAGUUGUUGGAGUUUAUCGAGAACGAAAUUGUCAACCUCGAAUCACAAGACAGGGCGAAGCUUGCCAAUGAAUGCAGACUGGACAGCACCUUGAAACCAGCGGAGCUGGUGCACAAGCUGAAAACAACACGAAUUGGACGAUAUCCAAUCCUCAGCGGUGAUGGCGACAUGGAUCCACUUUUGGCAGCUGUGGAACGCGCCCUGCCCCGAGAUCACUUGCUGGAGAAGCUGAUUCAGCUGUGGCAAGUUGCUGCAGACAAGAAACCUGGCGAUCGAGACGAACUGGCAACUGCGCUGCUAACACAAUUCUGUCCCUUCCAAGUGCCUGCUGAAACAGCUCCACCGGUUGUGAUCGUUUGUGCCAAGCCAUACGAGUUUGAAGCCAUGAACCGCGCACUUGCUCGUUUGGCGGACGUUCGCCGGCACCCGUCUUCAAUUGGCCAUAACUUUGAGAGUGGUUACCGCGGCGAGGAGCGUCUGCCAUUCAAUCGCUACGAUUUCAUCAUGAGGAAGCGCGGGAAAUCGAUUCCCAUCACUGUGUCGCGGUUCACUGCAAAGCUGCAAGGUCCAGUUGAGUGCGGCAUCCAUGCAGGCCAGGUCAUCACCACGCUCAAGCCGUCGCACAUGGGCAUGAUUGGCGUCUGUGGCGGUCAUCGCCUCGGAGACAUCAUCAUCGCCACCGAAGCCAAGGACGCUCGUGCCGGGCGCAUGGUCAUCUCCGCGGACGACGCUCUUGAAAGCGUGGACCCCGUCGCCUACGACCCAGACUUUCAGGGCUACUUGCAGCGAUAUGUGUUCAAGCGAGCCAAGCGCCAUGAAGUCACGUCCACCUGGACCGGGUCGGGUGUGGUGGCUGACCACCUGGCGAACACAUUCCAUCCAACCUCGAGUGCCAACGUACACAAAGAGUCAGUGCUUCACACAUACCCUCAGGUGCGUGAGGACUGCGCGGGACUUGUUCAACUGGACGAAGGCUUGGACAUGGAGGCAUUCCCGUUCUUCAAGGCCAUUCAUAUGGCAAACGACUCCAAAGCGUACGACAUUACCGCGCUUCCGGUGAUGAAGGCGGUGAGCGACACCAGUGUGCUAGCCCUUGGUGAAGGCAGUGACGCAGCUUUGCAAGAGAGGCAGGACACCAACGACUCUGUGUUCUGCCAGGCGCUUGGUUUGGAUCUCGCAGAGUUCAAGAGGCAAAAGCAAACGGCCCAGCAAGACCCCAAGCUGCACGAGAAGCGUCGCAGGCGCUUCCGAACCAUUGCCGCCGCUAAGGCCGCCGCCGUCAUGGCCGAUUUCCUCGACCAGGCCCCAUUCCUUCGGAAGUGA